AAAUCCAACGUACAAGGCAAAUCUUCUUUCUCUCUCCCAAUAAAACCUGUCAAUUUUCCAAAAAAAACCAGGAGUAGAAGAAUAACAAGAGGUAUCGAUGACGGACUUCAUUUGGUGAUAAACGAACUUGAGGACGAUGGUGAGUUCGAUUAGUCAUGGAGUCAAACCAGAUUCUGUCACUGCGGACCAUCCCAACUGAUCCCGAACAUGUGAAGGUCAUUCAGUGGGAGGACUUCCAGCACGAUCUUGCGAGGUUGGCAAGUCUCUCUUCCACACUAGACGAAUCCAAGGAGAAGAAGCGCAACCUUCACGACAAGCUCGAGUCUCUCAUCCAGGUCAAUGUUGAAUCAGUAGGUCAGUUGAAUGAACUUGAGGAGAUGCGUCAGAAAUUGGAAUCAAAGAAAGUGGUUAUGGAAAACAUGUCUAUACGUUAUAGGCUGGCUAAGGAGGAUGCUAACAAGCAGGAGGAGCAGCUUAGUGGUGCAGUGCAAUCACUUCUGGUUGCAGGGGGUGCUCUUUCUGUAUGCAGCAGAAACCUCCAAGAAUCAAGUAGAUUUUUGUAUGAUGAAAAUGGUUAUGUUCAUAUGAGAAAACUGCAAAAGAUGUUGAGGAGGAGGCAACAACAUAUGAUAUCUCAAAUUUCAAUGCUGUAUCCUAUGAAGAUCUUGGUUGGCCCAACACAAGAGCAAGAGCUUGAGGCAUAUCCUUCAAGUAGCGUGGCAGGGACUUCUGCUGGACUUAAACCAGUUAAUCAAGGAUCCUUAACAAUUCAUGGUCUGCAUUUGAAUGUGCUAAUUUUUAGGAAAUUGAGCUUUUUCACUGAUAAGAAGGAAACUCGGGAGUCUGCUACUGCCCUAGGAUAUGUUGCACAUGCUGUUUCCCUUGUAGCCUCUUACUUGCAAGUUCCUUUGCGAUAUCCUUUAAGGUUGUGUGCUUCUCAUUCAUAUAUUAUAGACAACGCGCCUUCAACAGAGCUAACAUCUGAAGCUUCAUCAAAUGCAAACACAAAUGUCAAGCACGUGGAAUUCCCCCUUUUUUUAGAAGGUCAAGACACAACAAGAGCAGCUUAUGCUGUAUUCUUACUAAAUAAGGAUUUAGAACAGCUUUUGAAUUUCACUGAUGCAAAGAGCUUGGGACCACGCCAUGUACUUGCUAAUUUGAGGGAGCUCUUGAGGAUUAUCCAGUCUUCAGCUUUUAUAGACAACUUGAUCUAGUAGAUUUUGUCUCUACUAUAAUUUCCUUGUAAAUCGAUUUUUUUUUCAAUUCUUGCCAGGGUGCAAUUUUUUUCGUGCACCUUCCAAUGUAGCGUUGUUAUAAAAAUGGAGCCGACCUUUCUGUAAUGGAUUUGGUAUUAUUUAGAAAAGAGUAUACAGUGCAGCCGAAAGUAUUGUUAUUUGGGCUUAUUAUAAAAUAUCAAAUACAUACCGGCAGGGA
Messenger RNA from Vigna radiata var. radiata (mung bean), 1434 nucleotides. Its product is annotated as UV radiation resistance associated protein. The record is from RefSeq and is a predicted model, not a curated record. Gene Ontology annotation, molecular function: SNARE binding. Gene Ontology annotation, cellular component: endosome; lytic vacuole. Gene Ontology annotation, biological process: SNARE complex assembly. The transcript has 6 exons. Bases 156 to 1214 code for a protein of 352 amino acids. NCBI's taxonomy places the organism in Eukaryota, Viridiplantae, Streptophyta, Magnoliopsida, Fabales, Fabaceae.